Topomyia yanbarensis is the source of this 3330-nucleotide messenger RNA. RefSeq names its product nose resistant to fluoxetine protein 6-like. Gene Ontology annotation, molecular function: acyltransferase activity, transferring groups other than amino-acyl groups. Bases 492 to 2900 code for a protein of 802 amino acids. The transcript is spliced from 10 exons. The record is from RefSeq and is a predicted model, not a curated record. Lineage: Eukaryota; Metazoa; Arthropoda; Insecta; Diptera; Culicidae.
GAGUCGCGUGAGCUUCGAAGUGUGCCAAAAUUUGACUUGGCUUCAUCGAAGGUGUUUAGGCGUUUAUUUGACCGUUUUUUCUUGUGACCCAACGUAUUAUUUCGCGUGUUACCGGCGGAGAGGUGAUAAUAAAUAUUACGUAAAGAAGCAAGCCAAAUUUGGGUUGCUAGCAGGAGAGAAGUGAAACGAUAAAAAAAAUACUCGUGAAACAGUAUUACUCAAUGAAAGAAGCCUGUUCCGGCUGACUCGUAAGAUUGUUUUUUUUCCUCUGUUUUCGUUCAUUUUCGAGUGCACUGUGCCACGGUGUUUCGUUGAGGGUCUUUGCAUGGUCUCAAGAAGGAGGCGAAAAGUGCAAUGAUGUUAUGAAGUGAUUCAUCUCAGCAGCUGAUUUUGCGGUGAGUGCAAUAUAGUGAGCAGCCGAGGAGAAGUGAAACAAAAAAUAGGUGAAUUGCCAACGAUAAUCAACAAUUGGUGAAGCAAAAGGUGAAAAAAUGACCUCAAUCCGUUUCGCAUCCAUGACGAGCGUGCUCUCAAUCGUCAUUGCCGUGGUCCUUAUGGCAUCAUCGCCGGUGUCCGGCAGAAGCAGCAAUGGAACCGUUGGGUAUCGUCACUCCCACCGUGUACAGAACCGAUCGUGUACGGGCAAGUACUGCCACCAGGAGGACACGAUCGAAGAACACCUGGUCACCGGUGGUAGUCGAGUUCUGCGCCAGAAGGAGAUUCUGAAGCACACCUCGGUUAUCUACGGGUUGAUUUCGAUAGCCGAGCGUGACGAGCUGUCGGAACUGUGCUACAGUGAGCUGCAGCAGAUAUACGAGGGGAUUCAGCAGAAGGAGAUCUGGGCGCUGAAGGUGCUAGACGCCUCCGGAACGCAGGAGCCGGGUUUCGUGUUGGGUCAUAACCACUGGAUCGGUUCGGAGAAGGGUUGCGAUUCGGUCCGGACUCCGCUGUCGAUCACCCUGUCCGAUCGGUACCGGCGCAACAUGAAGCCUAAUUUGGUGACGGCCUUGGCUCCGUUUGACAUCAACUACAGAAUGGUCCACGCCAGACACCAGUCGGCCUGGCAGCUGGAGAUGAAGUUUCUGAGCGAGAAUAUCCUGCACAUCGGCCUGUGUGUUCCGCAGUCAUGCUCCAAUGAGGAGUUGUUCAAUUUGACCGCUCGGUACUUCGACGAGCGUGUUAUCAAUUCACAGGAUGUAUACGAAUUCAAGCCGGAUCUGCUACAGGUGAAAGACAUGCAACUGACGGAGAAUUUUUGGGCAAAACCAAGUAUGAUUGUGAUCUGCAUAUCCCUGGCAUUGACUGCGUUGCUGGUGUUUUUGGCUCAGAGUCGCGAGCAGCAGCUCAACGAAAGAAAUGCAUCAUCCACCACGGCUGUCAAAAACGAUUCGACCUAUAGUGCAGUGCCAAACGGUACUGCUAAAAGCUACUCACCUUCCGAUGGUAGUUCAUCGCCAUCAGCUCCAAACGACGACGAGAGAAUGAAGGAAACCAACGUUCAACCGGCACCUGUAGCCCCUAAAGAGACCUCGUUCGCCGCCAAGGUCAUCGACAGCUUCAACGUGCGCAAAAACCUCGCCACCGUAUUCCGUACCGAUAUUGGCCCCCGGUCGUUGCCCGUGAUCUGCGGUAUCAAGUCCAUCUCCUGCUUUCUGAUACUGUGCUUCCACAUGCAGUGGUAUACCUUUUUCACCAUCAACAACCCGGCGGUGAUGUUCCACUACGCCGAACAGAUUCGCUAUCAGUUGGUCAGCAAUGCUCCGCUGCUGGUCGAUGCGUUUUUCGCCAUCAGCGGCUUCCUGGUCACGUACAAUUUCAUCCAAAAUCGUGAUCGGGUAGAGGAGAUCAAGGUUAACGGUUACUGGCAGAACACGAAGCUGUACGGGAAAAUGGUUAUCCAGCGAUAUCUAAGACUGUCCCCGCUGUACCUAAUGAUCACGGCGAUCGGCGAACUGAUGACGAGCUACCUAGUGGACACCUCCAAGUUCUGGGUACACGAGCGAAGUGAUCUCUGCUGCCAGCGCUACUGGUGGCGAAACGUGCUCUACAUUCAAAACCUUUUCGACAUCGACGAUCUCUGUCUGAACUGGACUUGGUCAUUGGCUUGCGAGAUGCAAUAUUACAUCAUCUCCGUCGCACUUCUCUUCGUCUACGCCAGGAACACCAAGCUGGGCAAGUCGAUCUUCGUGAUUUCGGCGGUUGGGACGUUCGUGUUCAGCAUGGCCAUUACGUUGAUGCAUCAUUUUGUGCCGUCAUACGAUGUGCUCUACAAUACCGGCAGUGCGCUGUACAUUGCCCCCUGGGUCCGUGUGUCUCCCUACGUGGUGGGGGUCUACUUUGGCUGGCUGCUGUCGGCGACUCGCGGAGAGCUUUCGUUCACCAAGAAACAAUACCGCAAGUAUUGGGUCCUUGCAUGCAUUGCUUUGAUAGUGAGCAUGCACUGCACAAUUAAGCGGGAUUUUCCGUUCCCGCUGGCGUCGACAGUGAUGGUAGUGGUGCGGAUCCUAGUAGCAUGGGCGACCUGUUGGAUAAUCGUUGCCAACGCUACUGGUUAUUCGAAUGCAGUUAUCCGGCUCCUGUCAUCGAAAUUUUUCAUUCACAUCAAUAAACUGACGUACGGAAUCUAUCUGGUCAAUCCCCUGAUAAUCACCGCCAUUUUUGGAUUCUCCGACCGUAGUAUCAAUGCGGAUCCCAUUCUUGCGAUUGUUAUGGCUCUGGGUGUCACGUUGCUGUCCUACCUGGUUGCUGUGGCUUUCACGGUUCUGUUCGAGAUUCCCUACUGCACGAUAGCGAAUGAAAUUUUGAAAUUGAAAAAGAAACCACGGGUGGCAGCUGCGACGUUGGGCGACCCUACGAGUGCAACAUCGUCCCCAAUAUCUCAGGGAAAGAAAGUGGAUUGAAUGGAUGUUAAUUUUUUUCCAGUCAGGUAACACCAAAUAGCAUUUCAUAUUAGAAAUACAAUUCCAAUGAAAGGAAAUAGCUAUUUCAACAGCGGUGCAAGCAACAAAUUUGACAGAGGAGAAAAACACAUAGGGUUAGAUGUUGUGAUAACCAAUUUGCUGAAAUCUUAGUUUUUGGGAAAUAUUUUCUUUUUUACAUGAAUGGGUAUUGUGUACUUGUAAUGAUUUUUUAUACAACUAUUCGAUAGGGACACUGUCUAGUACUAUUUAUUAUACAGUAAGAAGGAGAAUUUUAUUUAACUAUUUAACAGACGCAAGUGUAAUUAGAUGUUCCUGAAAGCAUGGCAAGAAAAGAGUAACUAGCACAAAGUAGCACUUCUGUUGAUCGAAAGUGAAAUAAAGACGAUGGAAAACCUCACCACACCUAAGU